UCUCUCUCUCUCUGUGUUUGUGUAUGUGUGUGACCAAUUCUUGAAACCCGCCUAUGUUCCAUGCGAUUGAGGAAAUUCGGAUUACUUUUCUGAAAAGAUUCAUUGGAAGUGAUGAUCAUAUGUCAUCUCUAUGGAGAUGCUACUCAAGUGCAUCGAUCAGAUUAUUCUGCGCUUCUUUUUUUUUUUUAUUGAUAGAUAUCAGAUUAAUUCUGUUGACUAUUAUUUUUUCCUUUAAGAUAUAUUACUUUUCCAAAUGGAACUCAAAUAACCUAAUUUUCCGCCCUAUCUUUUGAUUUUCCUUUCCAAUCACAGGAUUUAUGUUCUGUCCAUGUAAUAUUUUCUUAUUAAUAGCAACACUUCUUUUGUUUUUCGUUUGUUUGUUUGUUUGUUUUUUUCAUUUUAUUUCAUAAAUUCUGGUGUUCAAAAUGUGAAAUCGGUUGAAUAAGACCCUGCUCAGCUGUUAGUUCCUAAUUUCAAACUAACAAGCCUUACUUCCUAUGUGUUUGGCCAGAAUAAUUUAUGUAAAACAAUGAUUCAUGGGUUCAGGCCAUGAUUUACAUAAGGGCAACUAAAUGCCUUCACUGAUUACUUUUUUGGGGGCCGGGGGCUUUGGAAAAUUUUCCACUGUGAGAUUGAAAACUCACAGGGUUUUAAACGAUCAUACCAAAGAAGCAAAUUUUCUUCAAAGAGAUUGAAAAUUCAGAUUGACGGACGAGAAAAAUGUCAGUAUUACAGUUUACAUGGUUUUAAAUGAUCAUACCAAAAAAUAGCAAUAACAACAACAAUAACAAUAGUAAUAAUAAUCAAGAUUUUUAUUUAAUAAAAUAAAAUACUGAAAGUCAGCAAGGAAUUUUUAAAUCUUGGCACCACAAGUAAGCAUUACUCAUGCUGCUGCUUCUUGAUAUAGCAUGGAAUUUUAGAUGGAAUGCAAUUCCAGAAUGUUUGAAGAGCAAUACUAGAUUCUCAAUGAUCUUAGGGAUUAUUGGUUGUUGGUGCUAAUGUCAAAGGUUUAAUUUUGGUUGAGUUUCAGCUAUAGUUGUUUUGGACAAAUAUUUGAGACUUUUAUCUGGAUGUAGUCUGCACUUGGCUUUGCUAUGCUUUCUUGUUUAUGUCUAUGGCUAUUAGUUCUGAUGUGGCCCUAUGGACACAAAUCUGGUUUUUGUUUUUUCAACUCCUUAUAAAUUCCAAACCCAGUUCCCCCCUCCCCAAAAAAACAAUCUGGUCCCAGAGGAUCCAUUUCUCCAUCAUAUGCGGAUUCAUAUUAAAAAAUAAGUGAAUGAAUUCCCCUGCCCCCUCCCCCUUCUCCUUUUGUAGGUAAAACAUGGGCAGGAUAACAGAACAUAUUAGCAAGUUCACAAACACGAAACAAGCAUGAAAAAAUUCACCUUUUCAUUUGAAUGAAGUUCGCAUUGAAAUAAAUGUCAAGGGUGCAGUACCGGCAGCUUACAUAUAGAAGAUCAAAUCAGCAUUAAGAAAUUUGUGAAUGGCUGCUAUUGCAAUGGGUAAGAGGAAAAUUCCGAUUGAAAAGAUUGAUGACAAGAAAAAGGUGAAUGUGACCUUUUCAAAGAGGCGUAAGGGUCUUUUUGGCAAAGCUUUGAACACCAGUGGCCUUUGCAAUGCCAAGAUUGCCAUGGUUGUCUUCUCCCCUGCAGGAAACCCUUACACUUUCGUCACCCCGACCUCCUCUGUUGAUGAUGUUAUUGAUCAAUACCUCAAUAACAUACCCUUCAAAGAAAUCACGGAGGUUGAAUGGGAAGGAAAAAAGGACAGGGAACAGUUGAAUCAAUGUUCCUGUGAGGGAAAGAAGGUGGGUUUCUGGGGGGAUUUGGUUGAUGUUGAUAAAUACAGAUCUUUGGAGGAGUUGCAGAUUUUGAGAAGCUCUUUGGAGAGUCUGAGGGAAAGUGUAUGCCAGAAGUUGGAUAAUGCUCAUGCUGAACAGUUGCUAGGAGUUGAGGAUGAGAAUAGGGAUGUUGCAGCCUCUGAUUUUCUUACUGGCUUGUCAUCUUGUCCUUUGUAUUCUACUGAUGAGAGCAAGGAUGAUGCAGCCUCUGAUUUUGUUACUGACCUAUCAUCUUGUCUUUUGUCUUCUGCUGAUGAGGAUGCUGGUACUGUUUUUGCCACUGUUGAUGAUGAAAGCUGUGUUGACUGGAUAGUUUCAGAUGACAGUGAGGGUCUCUUUGAUCAUAUUUUUUAUGAUAAUAGUGAUAGUGCCACAAUUUCUGACUUCAUCAGUGAUAAAGCUACUUAUCCUAUGUCUGGUGCUGAUGAAGAUGAUUGGAUAGCUGCGGAUGACAGUGAAGCUUUCUUUGAUCAUCUUUUUGAUGAUAAUAGUGCUGGUGCCACAAAUUCUGCCUUCAUCAGUGGUAAAACUGCUUAUCCUAUGUCUGAUGCUGAUGAAGAUGAUUGUAUAGUUGCAGAUGACAGUGCAGAUUUCUUUGAUCAUCUUUUUGAUGAUAAUAGUGCUGGUGCCAUAACUUUUGACUUCAUCGGUGAUAAAGCUACUUAUCCUAUGUCUGGUGUUGAUGGAGAUGCUAUCAAGGGUCUUUCCACGAAUGAUGAUAAAAGCUACGGCAAUGAGACAGUUCAAGACAAUAGUUCUUAUUUCUUUGAGAAGAUUUUGUCCUUUUGGUCCUAGCUUUUGCAAUUAUUAGACCCAACUUUAUUAUCUGGUUUAAGAUUCUUCUUUUGGAAGGGGCUUUUGAUUAUUUGGUUACUAGUUUGUUUUUUCUUGAAUGGUUGCAUUUCCGGCCAUGCUCUGCCUUUCCACCACCCAACUUUUUUUUCUAAUUUUUUCCUCCCCUCUUCCCUUGUGAUAGUUUUGCUCAUUUUUUGCUGCAAUUGAUGAGGGAGAGAAAGGAAAUGUGUUUCACAGGGAAAUGUUUUAAGUGUAUGCCUUGGGCAUUCCUGGCUUGGGAAUUAGCAAUACCAUUUAUUCUCUAAAUUUUUUUUCUCUCCUCUUAUCUACCCUUGUAGAAGUUUUGUUUUCAUUUUUCUAUGAUUGGAGAGAAAGACAGAGAUAUUGAUGUACAAAGAUAUGUAAAUUCAUGGCUUUUAGCCAUUGUUUAGUGCUUAAUGGGAAAUUUAAUGUUUCUUUUAGCUUUUUA
Macadamia integrifolia is the source of this 3104-nucleotide messenger RNA. RefSeq names its product MADS-box transcription factor 25-like. The record is from RefSeq and is a predicted model, not a curated record. Gene Ontology annotation, molecular function: protein dimerization activity; DNA-binding transcription factor activity, RNA polymerase II-specific; RNA polymerase II cis-regulatory region sequence-specific DNA binding. Gene Ontology annotation, biological process: regulation of transcription by RNA polymerase II. The transcript is spliced from 2 exons. NCBI's taxonomy places the organism in Eukaryota, Viridiplantae, Streptophyta, Magnoliopsida, Proteales, Proteaceae. Bases 1484 to 2635 code for a protein of 383 amino acids.